This is a messenger RNA of Triticum turgidum subsp. durum (durum wheat), 237 nucleotides long. The record is from the annotation of a GenBank genome assembly. NCBI's taxonomy places the organism in Eukaryota, Viridiplantae, Streptophyta, Magnoliopsida, Poales, Poaceae.
AUGGAUUUGACAACGGAUGGAGCUAGCGAUAUGGAUCUCCCACCUCCUUUACCCUUCAUGAGAAGGAGAACACAGCAGAAUAGAACCCUUCAGCCUGCGUUGUCGCUCGGCCAUCCGCACGCGCCACCGCUCGACCAGCAGCCCGGUCCACAGCUCGCCCAUCAGCCGCAUCGCCGCUUGCAGCUGCUCCCGCCACUACUGCUAGCAGUACUGUUUCUGCAGAAAGAGAAGAAAUAA